Paecilomyces variotii is the source of this 469-nucleotide messenger RNA. RefSeq lists its product as hypothetical. Lineage: Eukaryota; Fungi; Ascomycota; Eurotiomycetes; Eurotiales; Thermoascaceae. The transcript is spliced from 2 exons. The coding region runs from base 114 to 413 and encodes 99 amino acids. The record is from RefSeq and is a predicted model, not a curated record.
GAAGGCGACAACCCAUUGGAAUCGACUCGACUCUUGCAAGACCUUUGUUUUUCUCUCCUCCCCGCGACACUCACCUACGGAGAACAUCCCUCAUCCUCGUCGCACAAGCCACAAUGAGCUCUCCAUCGAUUCAAAUACAACCUCAGGCCACCAACGGCGCUGAGAGCCUGACACCACGAUCCUCCUCAGAGGCCUCAGCAGCAAUUGCCUCGUUCGACAUUGUUCGCUGUUCCAGAUGUCAACGAUCGCUCAGCCUGGAAAAUGCAUCCUCUCCAGGCGUGGUGCGGUUCGGCAUGAAUUCUUACUACUGCAGCCGCUGCGCUUCCAUGUGGCACUGUUUGCGGACAAUCUGCGAAUCCCGCGAUGACACGACACUCAAGAGAGAAAAAGAGAACACCUUGGAAACGAAGUGACUACUCUAGUCAAGAUCUCGUGGGCGCAAGACCCACGACGCUUUUUCGACAUGCGU